AUGGAUAUGGAUAAUUUCGAUAUAGGCUGGUCAAGUCCAUUCACUAUUUCACAGUAUGAACAUGAUAAUCUGAGGACCGCUAUCACGGAGACAUCUGAAAUCUCAACAACAGAAUACAAUGAUCGAAAUAAAAAAUAUCCAGCUGUCGCUAGAUCCGUACGUACCAUGGAUAUUGUAAAAGCAUCCAACCUUCUUAUAAACCAUAACUUGGGAAUUAUUGAGGGAAUGCUUGGUUCAUUUCGAAAACAACCGAAUCAUGCCGCGCUACCAGCUGAAGAAAAUCAUCACAAUAUCGAGGUUAAACAACCGAUUCAAAUUGAACAAGAAAUAGUAAGUAAGAGCGGUCCGUGUGAUAUUCCUUUUAAGGCACAUGGAUGUAUCGAUUUAGCACUACAAGCAUCCACACCAAUCACAUUCAUACUCACAGGCAUCACUACUUCACGUGAAAUACGCAUAAGAAAAUUAUAUGUCAAUGGACAAAAAUAUGUUUUCGUGCAUAUGGCACCAAUUGACACUUUCCUGUCAUCGUUAAUUGAUGAGAAAGUGAAGAAAAUGUGCAAGAAAGAAGUGGUGGAGAAAAUAGCGCGUAAUAUCGGUGAAGCGGGGAGUUAA
Messenger RNA from Acanthocheilonema viteae, 612 nucleotides. The record is from the annotation of a GenBank genome assembly. NCBI's taxonomy places the organism in Eukaryota, Metazoa, Nematoda, Chromadorea, Rhabditida, Onchocercidae.